Gopherus flavomarginatus (Mexican gopher tortoise) is the source of this 5588-nucleotide messenger RNA. It is a transcript of the gene EXOC1, whose product is annotated as exocyst complex component 1. The coding region runs from base 171 to 2930 and encodes 919 amino acids. Gene Ontology annotation, molecular function: phosphatidylinositol-4,5-bisphosphate binding. The record is from RefSeq and is a predicted model, not a curated record. Gene Ontology annotation, cellular component: plasma membrane; exocyst. NCBI's taxonomy places the organism in Eukaryota, Metazoa, Chordata, Testudines, Testudinidae. The transcript is spliced from 21 exons. Gene Ontology annotation, biological process: Golgi to plasma membrane transport; exocytosis.
UCACGUGACAGGAAGAGGAAGCUGCCGCGGUUCCCUGUUGCACGGCAGCGGCCGGGUUUUUGCGGGAGGCGGCGGUGGCUGUGGAGUUCGAUGGGCUGGAGGCGGAGCCGCUGCGCCCUAAGGAGGAGACACGCCCAAGCCUUUGUUCCCGGGCCCCGCGCUGAGAGAAAAUGACUGCAAUCAAGCAUGCCUUACAGAGGGAUAUUUUCACUCCAAAUGAUGAACGUUUAUUAAGCAUUGUGAAUGUGUGCAAAGCAGGCAAAAAGAAGAGAAAUUGCUUUUUGUGUGCCACAGUGACAACAGAACGUCCAGUGCAAGUAAAUGUGGUCAAAGUGAAGAAAUCUGAUAAGGGAGAUUUCUACAAAAGACAGACAGCGUGGGCGCUUCGAGAUCUUGCUGUUGUUGAUGCCAAAGAUGCUGUUAAAGAAAAUCCUGAAUUUGACUUGCAUCUUGACAAAGUGUACAAAUGGGUUGCCAGCAGCACAGCAGAAAAGAACACUUUCAUUUCAUGUAUCUGGAAACUGAACCAGAGAUACCUUAGAAAGAAAAUUGACUUCGUGAAUGUUAGUGCCCAGCUUUUGGAAGAACUACCUAAAGUUGCAGAAGAAUCUGUUCCAAGUGGAGAAAAUCAGAGUGUAGCAGGAGGAGAUGAAGAAGCUGUGGAUGAGUAUCAAGAGUUAAAUGCAAGAGAGGAACAGGACAUUGAAAUAAUGAUGGAAGGCUGUGAAUAUGCCAUUUCUAAUGCGGAAGCCUUUGCAGAAAAGUUAUCCAGAGAGCUGCAGGUGUUAGAUGGGGCAAACAUUCAAUCAAUCAUGGCUUCUGAGAAACAAGUGAACAUCCUGAUGACGCUGCUGGAUGAAGCUCUAAAGGAAGUGGAUCAAAUUGAGCUGAAGCUGAGCAGUUAUGAGGAAAUGCUACAGAGUGUAAAAGAGCAAAUGGAUCAAAUCUCAGAAAGCAACCACCUAAUUCAUCUCAGCAACACGAAUAAUGUGAAGCUGCUGUCGGAGAUAGAAUUCCUAGUUAAUCAUAUGGAUUUGGCAAAAGGUCACAUAAAGGCCCUCCAGGAGGGGGAUCUGGCAUCUUCUCGAGGCAUUGAAGCCUGCACUAAUGCAGCUGAUGCCCUUUUGCAGUGUAUGAAUGUAGCUCUUCGACCAGGACACGAUAUGCUUUAUGCAGUCAAACAGCAACAACAGCGGUUCAGUGACCUACGUGAACAAUUUGCACGAAGACUUGCCAGUCAUCUGAACAAUGUGUUCGUUCAGCAGUUUGCUCAGACCCUUCUUCAGCUCUAUAACAGGUCCUACUAUCUUUCGGUUUCUGGUCAUGACCAAAGUUCCACGCUUGCCCAGCACUCUAUUGAGCUGACAUUACCCAAUCACCAUCCCUUUCACAGAGACUUGCUUCGAUAUGCCAAAUUGAUGGAGUGGCUAAAAAGUACAGAAUAUGGAAAAUAUGAAGGGUUAACAAAGAAUUACAUGGAUUAUUUAUCACGGCUAUAUGAAAGAGAAAUAAAAGAUUUCUUUGAGGUUGCCAAGAUUAAGAUGACGGGCACAACCAAAGAAGGAAAAAAGUUUGCUACACUGCCUCGAAAAGAAAGCGCUGUCAAACAGGAAACAGAGAGUCUUCAUGGAAGUUCUGGAAAAUUGACUGGAUCUACCUCUAGCCUAAAUAAACUCUCCGUUCAGGGUUCAGGAAAUCGUAGGUCUCAGUCAUCCUCACUGUUGGAUAUGGGAAACAUGUCUGCCUCUGACCUUGAUGUGGCUGAUAGAACUAAAUUUGAUAAGAUCUUUGAGCAAGUUCUAAGCGAACUGGAGCCCCUGUGUCUGGCAGAACAGGACUUCAUUAGCAAAUUCUUCAAACUACAGCAGCAUCAAAGCAUGGGAACAACAACGAAUGAAGCAGAAGAAAUGGAUGGAGGAACUUUAUCCCGGUCUCAUAAUUCUGGUGUUCCACAAGCUAUAUCAUCUGAGAAAGACAUGAUUCGACAGAUGAUGAUAAAAAUAUUUCGCUGUAUUGAGCCAGAGCUGAAUAACCUUAUAGCUCUGGGGGACAAGAUUGAUAGCUUUAAUUCCCUUUAUAUGUUAGUUAAGAUGAGUCACCAUGUAUGGACAGCACAAAAUGUGGACCCUGCUUCCUUCCUCAGCACAACACUUGGAAAUGUUUUGGUGACUGUCAAAAGGAAUUUUGACAAAUGCAUUAGUAAUCAAAUAAAACAGAUGGAGGAGGUAAAGAUAUCAAAGAAGAGUAAAGUUGGGAUCCUUACAUUUGUUGCUGAAUUUGAAGAAUUUGCAGCACUUGCUGAAUCUAUUUUCAAAAAUGCGGAGCGACGAGGAGAUUUAGAUAAAGCCUAUAUAAAACUUAUAAGGAGUGUUUUCAUCAAUGUGGAGAAAGUAGCAAAUGAAAGCCAGAAAACACCCAGGGAUGUGGUCAUGAUGGAGAACUUCCACCGUAUUUUUGCAACUCUCUCUCGUUUGAAAAUCUCGUGUCUUGAGGCCGAAAAAAAAGAAGCUAAACAGAAAUACACUGAUCAUCUCCAGUCUUAUGUCAUCUACUCCUUGGGACAGCCUCUUGAGAAAUUAAAUCAUUUCUUUGAGGGUGUUGAAGCUCGUGUGGCACAAGGCAUAAGAGAAGAGGAAGUAAGUUACCAACUGGCUUUCAAUAAACAAGAGCUUCGGAAAGUUAUAAAGGAAUAUCCUGGUAAAGAAGUGAAGAAGGGAUUGGAUAAUCUCUAUAAGAAGGUGGACAAACAUCUUUGUGAAGAAGAAAACUUACUUCAGGUUGUAUGGCAUUCUAUGCAAGAUGAGUUUAUACGCCAAUACAAACACUUCGAAGGCUUGAUAGCUCGUUGCUAUCCAGGAUCAGGUGUUACCAUGGAAUUCACUAUCCAGGACAUCUUAGACUACUGCUCCAGUAUUGCACAGUCUCACUAAAUUUCUACAAGGGGAAAAUGCUUGAAAAAUAUCCAGUAGUAUUGAAUGUUACUUGCUUUAAGAAAGUGAAAUAAGAAGCAUAUGUAUUCUUAAAUGUUCUAUAAAUGUCUAGUCAUAUUUCCAUCUUGGAUAUAUUUCAAUGCAGAAUGAAAAGCCUAAAUAGCAGUGUUGCUUUCCUGCUUGGUUGAAGCACUGUUUUAAAGCAUUAAAUUCAUGAAACACUUAAUAUUUAAUUUUUCUCUCACUGGUGCCCAGGUUUUUUAAAAUCUGUAACUCCUUUCUUGCUAACAGCAAUUACCUUUGUAUAUUCUUAGCACCUGGAAAGGACACUACGGUCAUCCAACUUCACACAAGUACUUUGCAUCCUGGUAAUUAUGUAACCACUAAAAAGACUGUAUAGAAUUGGUUUUUUUCUGCCUGAAGCUGUAAUAUAUGGAUGUGGAGUUCAGUCCAUGAAAGUACGAACUAAAUUCAUGUUUUGAGAAUUAAUGUGACUAUAUGUGGCUGUAACUCUUCUGAUCGUAAGUAAAAAUAAUCUUUCAAACAUAGUGUCUCAUUAACUUUUUAUUCCAGAGUAUUCAUUAAUUCUUUAGCUGUUCACCACAAAAGCAUCAGCCAUCUCUUAAGUCCAAAAUGAGGUACCCAAGAUAAGGCAGAAAACGACAUAAUUUUCCAUACAUUUACUUUUUUAUUAUUUACUAGAGCAUGACUGAACUUCAGUCAUACACAGGGCUGGCUCUACAAUUUUUGCCGCCCAAAGCAGCGCGCCGAAUUGCCGCCGCAGGCGGUGGGGGCAGUCCAUGUGCCCUUAGGGCGGCAGACGCAUUUCCGUGGCGGCGGCAAUUCGGCGGCAGCUUCUAUGUGUAGCUGAAGCCGCCCUGGACAGCUAAAUGUAGAAGCUGCUGCCGAAUUUCCCUUACCACGGAAACGCGCCUGCCACCCUAAGGGCGCAUGGAUUGCCCCUGCCGCCCGGGGCAGCAAUUCGGCGUGCUGCUUGGGGGCGAAACAACAGGGACUACCACCCGUUGCAGAAUGCCGCCCCAAGCACCAGCUUGGAAUGCUGGUGCCUGGAGCCGGCCCUGGUCAUACAUUAAGCAGAAGGUCUGCACUACUACCAUAAUGACAGCUAAAACUUUUUUUUUAAAUGCAUGAAUUCCAAAAUCUUAAGGGUCAAUACUUUCAAAACUACAAGGCUCUCAAGUUCAUAUUUAGGUACCCAAAUGGGAGCUUCUGGGUGGCAGUCACUUUGAAAAUAAGGUCAUUUGUUUAGGUCCCCAAGUAUGGACUUGAAAGCCUAACAAUUAGGCACUUAUUUCUGAAUAUUCUUACAUUGUUUACACUGUAAUACUACCUUGUCCAUAUUGCAUAACUGUGUAUUUAAUGGUAUGUAUUAAAUACAAACAAUAAAUCUUCAAUAACCUAUUCAAAGAAACCAUCUGAACAGAUCUCCACUUUUGAAUUCAUGUACUUGCAUGCCAACAUGGCAGGAACUUCUAUUGAAAUUUCUGAGCCAUUGGUUUCACUAAGAAAUUUUUUGUGUUAAAAAGUUUCUAAUGCACUAAUAAUUGGCUUUCUGAUCACGGUCAGUAAAUAAGCUUGCUCAGGAUUCUUGAUCAAAGAUAAAUUACACAAGUUUAAUAUUGCAUUUUUAGGAUUUUUUGCAUUUAAUCUGUUUUAAGAAAGGGAAAAUCCCAUGCUACUAUUCAGCUUGCACACUUUACAAGCUGUAUAGAAUAUAUGACUGAAGCUUGUAUAUUUUUUCUGCAGGGUGAAUGAGCCUGUACAACAAAGGUGUGCUGUAAACUCUUUAAAUCCAGAGCCAAGCAGCAAUUUGAAUGUAUAAGCUCCAUCACACUUGGCUCCAAAGUUGGUAAAUCUCUUGAGUUUAUCAUCUAUUUCAUAAAAUGUGUAAAUUCUUGUAACCAAAUACCUGCCCAGAUAACUAUAUGGUGCAAGGUGGUUUUUCGUACAUGAUUAUAUUCUAUUAGGAAUGUUGCUGCAAUUCAAAAUGGAGAUUAGAAUUUUAAGAUGGUGCAUAUGUUAGGGAGGGUUUGAACUCCAUCUUGGUGCCCUUCUUCAUGGCAUUUUUCCACCAAAACUCUUGUUUCCAGGCAGAACUUGAGGGACUGAGAACUGGCUAGAACUGGUGUGCGCCUGUCAGAGUAUGCCUGUGAGUGUGCCUCAGAAAGGCACACCACAGAGAGCAUAUAAGGAACUGUCAGCGAUGACACAGGGGCUGUCCACCAUCGAGGCAGCCACGUCCAGGUUUUUUGCACGGCAUCGGAUCAAGACUUUGGCUACUAACAUCUGUCAAGGACUCUGAUACUUACCUGAUUCCUGUAAUCCCCCAAAGGAUCCAGUGAAGACUUGCCGUCAGCUCAAAUCUGUUGAUCUCCUGCUUCGGCAGUAAGACAGCCAGAUCCUCUGAUGUUCCAGAGAUCCUAAGACGGACCAUCCAUUGCCAGUGUCCUCCAUCUGCAGUUAGAAGAGACAGUAAUUAUUUUUAGGCAUUUUUUAGUUUAGCCAAGGGAGAGUUUAAGGGUCUGGGCUUUAUGCCCCCUUAGGAAUCUGCUUAUAUUGUAUUUGUAGUGUUCCCCAUAGUGAAUCUUCCCCCAGUUGUAUCUAUCCCUUAAUAAAUCUUCUUUCUGUUUAAGGUUA